UGUUAGCGUUGUUUAGAGCCAUUAUUGAAUAAUGGCGGGAGGCGUGGAGAGUUUCAACAAUCGAGCAUUAUGGCAGUUCAUAAGUGGUGCAGGCGUACAAAGGCCAAAGGAGUUGAUUGCAAUAGAGUUGAAGAAAAACAAGACAAAGAUAUUAGAUGGCCUUACCUUCUACAGAAAACAAAGCGACCCCACUGGAGAGCAGCUGAAGAAGGAGAGGAAAGUGUCGAGGCUCGACUCAGUUCAGCAGAAACUCAGCCGGUUCCUGGGCCUGGAUGAGGUUCAGAGCUACGACCUCCUUAUGUCAUUCCUGCCAACACUUCGGGGCUCCAAGAAAAACCUGCAGCAAGUAUUUGGUCAUGAGCGCCACGCCCAGGCGCUGAUCAUGAAGAUCCGAGACUACUACUUUACAGAGAGGCUGUACCUGUUGAAGUGUCUCCAUCAAGUGCUCAACUUCUGGCCUGACACACAGCACCCAUACAAGGAGGCAUACAGCCAGUUCCUGAAUGACCUGCUGGACAACUACCAGCUCACAGACAAGCUGCUGUCUCAGUUCUCCGAUGUGUGUAAAGCUCAGAUGCCAACUUGGGAGUCUCACGGGCCACUGAUGACAGAGCAUCAAUCCCAGGCAUGGAUACACCAGAAUCUGAAAGAACAGUGUGAGCUAUUGGAGUUGCUGCUACUUUACUUCAAGGACUUUGAGACAAAUGAGAAAGGUUUCCUGGAUCUCUUGGAGAAAUUCAAGGGUCAUGGGUUUGGAUACCUACAGAGCUACAAACAUGCCCUGGGGAAGGCUGAUGAGAAGAUUGUCAAGAGAAUAGGCUACCUGGAAAUGCUGAUAUUUUUUGAUGAGCACCUCCUCCUCAGUAAGAGAGAUACAUUUAAUGAUGAGAAUGCCAUGAUGGCGAGGAAGUUGGGCAACAUGGCGUUGCAGUUAAGAGUGUUUGACUACACCCUUGACCUACUGAAGGUGGAGCCGUUUAAUGGCAGCCAGAUUAUUGCCUCCUUCGCCCGACUCAUCGUCUACUCGCUGAUGUAUGUCACACUCAGCCUGUUUGAUGAAGACACACUGGGAAAUCCUGAGGCACUGUAUGAGGUGGCUGCCUUGGUGCUGAAAGCUGACUUUAAUGCUGAAUACAUGUGGCAGAAGGGUCUGGAGGAGGGGCUUGGGUGUCUCUACAGUUCCGCUUUGGCCUGCUUUCCUCUCGACUUUCCCAAGCUGAUGAAGCUCAACACAUCUUUGUCAUCAUGUGGACCAGAGAGUGCCAAGAGGGUGAAACUGUCGAUGCAGGAGUUGAAGCUGUACACUGAGUAUUUUGACACCAACAGCUCUCAGGAUAUCAUACCCACACAACAGAGCUCUGUGUUCAGACUGGCCAGGCCUAAACUCCCAUACAUUGCUGGGGACCUGGUGAUACCUAGAGGAACGCUUUUGGACAACUCUCCGUAUCAAUGUUAUGUGUCAUCAGACUGUGCUCAGGCAGCCAAAAGGAGCAGCCCCAUCAUCCAGUGGGAGUUGGUGUACAACGGCUGGCAGCUCCUGAUGUGUGAGGUCCAGGAGCUGCUACACCAGAUAGCUCAGGGUGGAGGAAUGGUGUCUCCGCUACAGAUAUCCAGAGUAAACCAGGUCAUGCAGCUGGUGCGCCAGGUCAUGACCUCUGACCCUGACUCUGUAGAAGAGUUCAGUGAGAUCGUUAAUCUGGGAUUCCAAGUCAUUCAGAGAUUCAGUGCUGUGUCCCCUCCUCCUCUGGACCUCCUAGCCAACACCGUGGAGUGCAUCACGUGCAGUGUUAAACACAACGUAAAGCAGAUAUGGCACAACAUGAAACAAACAGGAUUACUUCCCUUCCUCACAGAGAAUGUAGAUAACCUUGGUGAGGUGUUGAGUGGGCGUGGCCUCAGUUCCGGACUAUAUGGCACCAUCUUAGCCAGCACAGAGGCCACACAGGGCAGAUACCCCCUCACCCUUGCAGUACUUGGCUUCCUCACAGAGUUGAUUGAGCCACUGUCGAAGGCGGAGAGAGAGGAGGAGCUUCAGCCGGUGAUGAUGUACGUCCUACGAGAGAUCUUCCCCGUGUAUCAUAAGUGGAGAUAUUACGACAUCACCAGGAGGGAGACAAUAGGCCACAAGUGUUUGCAGGUGUUCCAUAAGAUCCUCAACCUAAUGACAUUGCAAAAGAAGAAAUCAAAAAGUAAAAGGCCUCGACUACAGGAGGUGUGUGUGUACAGUCUACUGUUUACUGAGGCUGGACGAGCUCUUCUGGACGUCCUCGCCACUGGUGUAGACAGUGUUGAACAGGCCGUUGCCUCUCAGGGCAGCAAUGCAGAGGGUGUCGGCGUCGACCUCAUCCAACUCAUCCAACUUUCCUUCUCCGUCCUCAACCGUCUCCUGUUACUGAGGUCCCCCGACCUCCCAGUGUCACCAACGGAGCAUGCUCUCUCCUCACAGCCGGCUGGGCACCAGCAUCAACACAUCGUGGCCACCAUCGCCCAGUACAUCUACCACCGCGACGACCCUCGCCUCCCUACCCUGGCUGCUGUGCUGCUUAAGAGACUCGCUUUGGUGUCUCCGAUGUCCAUCCUGGCCUGCCUAGGCAAUGAUGCCGAGCCCAUUCGAGACAUGUUCCUCACUAGACUGCAGGCUCUGUCUGAGGAUCUACGGUUGAAGGUGAUGAUCCUGGAGCUGCUGUCAGAGUGUGUGGAGACACAGCCGGGACUCAUCGAGGUCUUCCUCAACGUGCAGAUGGUGGACUCUUCGGAUGGCAAGAAGCAUGACCUGAGUUUGGGGAAGAGCUCCUGUCUGCAGACGGUCCUCGGACUCAUGGACAUCAAGAAACAGAGUAGCUACCAGUGUCCUCCAGACCUGCUGUGUGCCUGUGCCGACUUCAUCCACUCCUUGUGGCGGGGACUGCGGGAGACGGCCAUGGAGGUCCUCCGCACCAAGGAUGCCUUCUGGCCGAGUGUGUUUGCUCCACUGACACGGAACCUGCCUGACCCAACAUCAGACCUGAAUGAUCACUCCCUCAAGUUUGAAAUAAAAACUGUGGCAUUUGUCUUCAAGAUCCUGGCCCAGGAGCUCUACAUAAUCCACAGCUCCAAGUUGGACGACAAACUGAAGAAGUCUCUGCAGAUGAUCUCCAAGGACAAACGACUCAACACGUGGACUGAGUUCUUGAGGCGUUGUCUGGUGGCAGAGGGGGAGAACGCUGAAGUUAGUGGGGAUGAAGAGAUGAAGGAAAAUGCUACUCUGCAGCUCCUGUUGGCCUGGAAGAACUUCCUCAUCACAUCGUCCAAGUUCAAGGUGGAUGAUCUGACGCUGCCUGACAAGGUGAAGGAGAAGAUUGUCAUGGAUCUGCUGGCUGGAAUUCAGGCCCAGUUUAAUGGAAGUCUUACAGCUCUAAACAUGAAACUAGCAUCAGUAGCCAGUGCUCUGCUCUUCACCCUCGUCAAACACUGGACAAGUUGCAUCAGCAAGCCCUCCGCCAUGAUGGUGACACUGCGGGAGGCAGUGGGGGAGACGUGUGCGAACAGCGAGACUCUCAUCCCCUCCGUACAGAUCGGCCUCCUCGGCUGCCUCACCAUACUGCUACAGCACAGCAGACAGGAGAACAACGUUGCUCUCGACACGGACAAGUUGACGGACCUGCUGCCCAAUAUCUGCUCCGUGCUGAUACAGAGUUCCCGCCAGCUGCCAGCACCGUGGGAGAUGAGGGACCCGGGCAGCACUCAGCCCAAGACUGGGGACACAAGGGAGGUGGGGAGCACCCAGCUGAAAGAGGGGGAACCCAGGGAUACAGGCAGCAAAGAGGGGGAGACCGUUGAUGCUAAACUCAAACUUCAGAUUGUCACCUGCAGCCUGCUGGAGGAACUGAUCGAGGUGAUCGGGGACGACCAGGUGUGGAUGCCCAUCCUGCAGCAGCACUCCAUCCUGCAGACCCUGCUCAUCUCCGUGGAGUUAUUCAUGAAGGCCAAGCGAGGGCUGCCAUACGUCCAUGCUGUGUUCCUGCUACUUCUGAGUGUGGCCCGGUCUGAAAGGGGUUCUGCAGCGCUGUCCCUGGCGGACCUGACCCCACACACCUGCCUGGUGGUCACCAACUGCUACACUAACGAGGACAUCUUCUCCAGGCCAGCCGUGCCCCUUAAGUCUGGCAGCUUCUUUGUGCCCAUGGUCCAGUCAUGGCACAACGUGUACUGCCUGUGUAUGGAGGUGUACUCCACAGUGCUGGCCGCCCUCAGACACUCCUUCCUGGAGGACGCUCUCAGCUUCGCCGGGGCACAUCAGGACAGGAUCACACAGUCGAUGGAGAUUGCCCGUAUCAGCCUGCUGGACACAGCACUCCGGGAGGCGGAGUCAUCCUGUGACUUCAUCUGUCAGCUGUCUGCCUUCAGUCGGGAAUGGCGCCUUCAUCUACCGGACGUGCUCGACAAGUUCCUGACCUCAAUGGUGUACAUGAGCCAGACCUUCAUAGCACUGCUCAUCAGACCACGGUAUCUGCUGCACGUCCUCGAGCAACAGCGCGGCCAGGACAGAGUCAGCAAAAAGGAUUCCAUCCACUCGUCCCCCCAUGUUGCGCACCAGGCAUCCACAGAGGACCUGGAACAACCCACCACACAGCUGGUCUGUGUACAACUCAGAAUGUUGAGUAUUUUGUCUCGGAGUUUGACGGCGCUGAAACAUUUCACCCCCGACCUGUGCGAAGUCCUCCUGGACCAGAGCAUGGACACCAGUGAGUACGACUGCUUCCUGGGUCUGGGGUUCAGCACCCCGUCGGUGGAUCAGGAGACACAGCCCACAUUCGGCACCUUCAUAUCCUGUGUAACCACCUGCUACAGGAUACUCAGUAAGCUGGACCCAAGAGGGACAGGUUCACCACACCGGUCGCCAGAAGCUGCCACAAGCCAGCAUAUACCAAAAAGCCUCGUGCUGUAUGUGAUGGAGAACUCCUUAUACAUCAUCAUGUCCCAGGCCUGUCACUAUCUCCGCACCCCCGGACUUUCGUCUCGAGAAAAACAGUUCCUAAAGCGGGAACUCGGAGCUGAACUGAACUCCUUCCUGUCCAGCAUGCUACGGUACAUGCGGCGUGGGGGUGGGGGCCCCACGUCCCCGGGGACACUACAAGCUAGCCCUCAGGGUGGCUCCAGUAGCACCUCACAGCUCAGUCGGUCCGUGUCCCAGACAGCGUUCACAAACACACAGGACCAGGCCUUCUUCAAGCUUGUGAAUGACUUUGUUAGCAAAGUUCUCAGAUGAGAAACAUGUUAACAGCGAACUUCUCAGCAAUGUCAAACUUCAACACAACCUCGUCCAUGAACCACCAUGAUGAGAACGAAGUUGUGAACAAACAUGUGAACAGUAACUGUGCCUUGUCAGCAUUGUUGUAUGUUUACACAACUUUGUUCACAAAGUUCCCAGAUGACAAAGUUUGCCACUGGAAAGUUGAGAUCCUUUAUGCCGAGGUUCCAUGGGAUACAAGAUACUGGUCAACUGAUGAGGGAUGCAAGGAUUCUAGAGAACAAAAUAGGGCUUCAAAGGAGGAGAUAGGACAAGAAACACUUUCUAGAACAGGAUUUCAAAGUCAUCGUUCUUCAUAUAUUCAAGGUGCGUGCGUGUCAGGGAAUGUAAUUACCAUGAACAAAACCAUGUCCUGAGAUGCAAGCUGGUUUUAUUAAAUGUAUGCUGUUCUAAAAAAUCAUCCUUUGCCAAAUUUUGUGAGGUCCGAAUGUAAAAUCCCAGUUAAAUAAACAUGUCACUUCAGUCAGAAUUACUUGUUCAUUUGGAAGCAAAACAAUGAAUUACUUUACAUGAGAGCAUUGAUGAAAUGUGUAAAUAUAUAUUAAUGUGGACACAAUAAAAUUGUGAUUACUC
Haliotis rubra (blacklip abalone) is the source of this 5863-nucleotide messenger RNA. RefSeq names its product nucleoporin NUP188-like. Gene Ontology annotation, cellular component: nuclear pore inner ring. Gene Ontology annotation, molecular function: structural constituent of nuclear pore. Lineage: Eukaryota; Metazoa; Mollusca; Gastropoda; Lepetellida; Haliotidae. Gene Ontology annotation, biological process: protein import into nucleus; RNA export from nucleus. The record is from RefSeq and is a predicted model, not a curated record.